UCUGGCCUGCAGCCCUGUCCUUGGCUCAGACUGCUGCAUGUGGAGCCAAGGAGUGAGCUGUGGCAGUGGCAGCAGAUAGGGCACUUCUCAGUCACUCUGCUGUGACCUCCUCUGUAGUUAGUUAUUUCCAGGUAGCCUGUUUAAAGGGAACACAUCACAAACAUGAGAGUGCACUUUAUAUGGAGAAAAGCUCAUUGUGGGAUUGCUUCAACUGGAGGUGUCUGCUACUAAAGCCUCGUGGGUUGCAAAAUAUUUGGGAAAUGGAAUAUCAGCAUCCUCCUGGAGAAAGAAACUUGCAGAGCAAGGAAAUAACGUGCUUAUAAGUGUUGUAGGGCAGAGCGUGGCUGCAGCUGCUCCGUCUUCUGCAUUUGCAAAGCACUGUCCUGCCUGGCUGCAAAUUGCAACUGGAGGAUCAUUGUCAAUUUGGGGGGCAGAACAAACAGAAAUGGAUCUGGGGGCUGCAUGGCCUUGAGUCUGUGUUGCUCUCCAGCCACCCACAGCAGCAUCACACAAGCUGGGGAUGGGACAAGGAGACAUCAAGGGAAAAAACUUUGCCAUUUCUGAAAGGGUGAGAACCUUUGCUCCAAACUGGCAGCUUCUGGACUUAUAGCACUUUAUUCCUGCUGACCCCAUCACUCUUGCCAAUGCUGUCACAUUGUCUGACCUGUAGCCAGCAGCAGCCCUACCGUAAAAAAUACAACAUUGGAGCUGUUAAUAUUUAAUCCUCAACUAUCUUUUACUUUCCGAGCCACAAAUCCUCCUACUCCCACCAAAAACAGCUUGGGGUUAGCACAGGACUUGCUGACUGUGAUACUCAAAGGCUUGUGUAGCAAAGGAAGGGAAUAGGGGAGAGGCACAGGGCUCCCCUCUACCCAGGGAGGCAGUGACUCCUGCUCACCCUUGGCCACCUGCCUGGCCCAUGGGGGAGCACAGAGUCCAGCUGCUGCCCUCUGAAACACAGCACUCCUUGCAUUCAUUGGCAAAACUCCCCAGCGAGGGCUGGAGUUGCAUAAAGAAUCCAAAGACUUCAAGGGAAACGUCCUUGGGGCACUUCUCAAAGGCUGGGGCAGCUUUGCAGGAGCAAGCAGGCAAAAAUGUCAAGGCCAGUGCAAGCCCGGAGGCUGGAGGGAAUAGAUAAGAACAUCUGGGUAGAGUUCGUUAAACUGGCUGCCACCUACUCCACAGUGAACCUGGGCCAAGGCUUCCCCGACUUCCCCCCCCCAGACUUUCUGAAGGAGGCAUUCAGCAGAGCUGUCAGCGGGGAGAAGCACACGCUGCACCAGUACACCCGUGCCUUCGGUCACCCACCGCUGGUGAAAAUCCUAGCCCAGCUUUUUGGGAAGCUGCUCGGACGAGAGCUGGAUCCUAUGACCAACGUGAUGGUGACUGUGGGAGCGUACCAGGCCCUUUUCUGCUGCUUCCAGGCUUUCAUUGAGGAAGGUGACGAGGUGAUAAUCAUUGAGCCCUUUUUUGACUGCUAUGAGCCAAUGGUGAAAAUGGCUGGUGGGACACCUGUGUACAUCCCACUGAGACCGAAAGCUCCAAAAGAAGGAAAAUUGAUGUCAAGUGCAGAUUGGCAGCUGGACCCAGCCGAGCUGGCUUCUAAAUUCAGUGAGCAGACAAAAGCCAUCGUCCUGAACUCACCCAACAACCCUCUGGGCAAGGUGUUCAGCCGAGGGGAGCUGGAGCUCAUUGCAGACCUGUGUGUGAAGCACGACGCCCUUUGCAUCAGCGAUGAAGUGUAUGAAUGGCUGGUGUACGAUGGGAAGGAGCACAUCCGCAUCGCCAGUUUGCCAGGGAUGUGGGACCGCACAGUGAUCGUUGGGAGUGCUGGAAAAACCUUCAGCAUCACUGGCUGGAAGGUGGGUUGGACUGUAGGACCCAACCGGCUGCUGCAGCACCUGCGUACUGUGCACCAGAACUCGGUGUAUCACUGUGCUACAGCUGCACAGGAUGCUGUGGCUCAAGGUUUCCAGAGGGAGCUUGAGCGCUAUGGGAAACCAGACAGCUACUUUGUCCAGCUGCCCAGGGAGCUGCAGCAGAAGAGAGAUCAGCUGAUCCAGAGCUUGGUUGCGGUGGGGAUGAAACCCAUCAUCCCUGAGGGCACCUACUUCUUGGUGGCAGACAUCUCUGAGUUCAAAUCUGAAGUCCCUGACGUCCCCGACUCCGACGAGCCCUAUGACUCCAGAUUUGCCAAGUGGAUGGUCAAGAACAAGGGACUGGCAGCCAUCCCACUCUCCGCAUUCUACUGUGGGGCCCAUAAGGACAACUACAACAGUUUCAUCCGGUUCUGCUUUGCCAAGGAGGACGCCACACUGAAGGCAGCAGAUGACAUAUUGCAAAGAUGGAAGCUGGAGAAAGCUGCUCCCUGAAGGCACUGCGGGAGGAACCCAGCUCCCCAUGGCUGCACUCCUUCCUCUUGUUUUACUGUGCUGCACACUUUGCUACAUGCUGAUUUUUGUGAUUUCAGCCACGUUUUCUGUCAGACGUGUGGGUACAAGGUCUGCCAGGCCCAGGGCUGAGGGACACAGCUCUCACUGUGAUCCAAUUGCAAGCAGUGAGCCUCCAUGUGCACUGCUGCCAUUCAGCAUUUUUGCUUCUUGUUUUAAAGACUUUGCUGGUCAGUUCUGAGCUGUGUCCAUCAGGACACUAAGGGUGGCUCAGCAACCAUCCACCCUCAGGAAAUAGGUCUUUAAAUGGAGCUGGGCUGUAGCCAAACCUUCCCUGUGCACCCACAUGUAGUUGAUGCCUGGCAGCAUCCCCUGGGCUGCAGAGCAGAACUGCAGCCUGUGAUGGGUGCAUGCAGCUGGUGGGGCAACAGGAGCAACAGCAUUGCAGCAUUGCAGCAGGUAGUUCUGGCAUCAUUCUUCAUUUCAGGCUGGAUAAAAGCAUAGGACUUGAUCAUCAAUCGUGCUGGAGUUACAUGCAACAUUUGAUAAGUAUCUGUGACUGUUAAAUUAUUAAAGUUGAGUUAAUUGAGGACUAAA
Molecule: messenger RNA, 2987 nt
Organism: Coturnix japonica (Japanese quail)
Lineage: Eukaryota; Metazoa; Chordata; Aves; Galliformes; Phasianidae
Gene: KYAT1
Product: kynurenine aminotransferase 1
Biological process (GO): biosynthetic process
Cellular component (GO): mitochondrion; cytoplasm
Molecular function (GO): pyridoxal phosphate binding; L-kynurenine:2-oxoglutarate transaminase activity
Source: RefSeq, a predicted model, not a curated record